UAUAAAUUGCUUAGUCGGUUCAACACAACAACAUAAGCCGGGUUAACCAGCAGAAAGAAACAACCAUGAAAACAUUCAUCGUUCUCGCCUUGACUGUCGUUGCUGCUUUGGGAGUACCUCAAACAGCUGUGCACCAAAAAUGGGCUGAAUUCAAGCUGACCCAUAAGAAACAAUACAGCUCCCCAAUUGAAGAACUCAAACGCAAAGCUAUCUUUCAAGACAACUUGGCCCAAAUUGAAGAACACAAUGCCAAAUACGCUAAAGGACAAGUCACCUACACCAAAGCCAUCAACCAAUUCGCUGACAUGACCAAAGAAGAAUUCAUGACAUAUGUCAACCGUGGUCUUGCCACCAAACCCACGAAGAACGAAAAACUUCGUCUUCCUUUCGUCAAAUCUGACAAACCCGCCGCUGCUGAAGUCGAUUGGAGAGACUCUGCUGUCACCGAAGUCAAAAACCAAGGACAAUGUGGUUCCUGCUGGAGUUUCAGUGCUACUGGAGCUCUUGAAGGCCAACUCGCCGUCGAAGGCAAAGGUUUGAUCUCCCUCAGUGAACAAAACUUGAUGGACUGUUCAUCAAAAUACGGAAAUGCUGGUUGCGACGGUGGUUUGAUGGACAGCGCCUUCGAAUACAUCCAAGACUUUGGAAUCAUGUCCGAAUCAGCCUACCCCUACACCGCCAAGGAUGGCACCUGCAGAUAUGACGCUUCUCAAUCCGUCACCAGUAUUUCGGCUUACUACGAUCUCCCCCCUGAAGAUGAAGUAUCUCUCCAAACCGCUGUUGCCAAUUAUGGUCCAAUCGCUGUAGCCAUCGAUGCCACCGAAGGACUCCAAUUUUACUCUGGAGGUAUCUUCCAAGACGAAACCUGCGACUCUACGAGCUUGAAUCAUGGUGUAUUAGCUGUUGGUUAUGGUCAUGAAGACGGUUAUGAUUACUGGAUCAUUAAGAAUUCCUGGGGAAGCAGUUGGGGGGAAGCAGGGUAUUUCAAACUUGUCCGUAACUACUUCAACCAUUGCGGUGUUGCAAGUCAAGCCUCUUACCCGGUUUUGUAAAUAAUAAUUAUUCCUUAUUAAUUAAUAAAUUAUAUUAAGUUCAA
Messenger RNA from Tribolium madens (black flour beetle), 1096 nucleotides. RefSeq names its product procathepsin L-like. Gene Ontology annotation, biological process: immune response. Gene Ontology annotation, molecular function: cysteine-type endopeptidase activity. Lineage: Eukaryota; Metazoa; Arthropoda; Insecta; Coleoptera; Tenebrionidae. Gene Ontology annotation, cellular component: lysosome. The coding region runs from base 66 to 1052 and encodes 328 amino acids. The transcript has 3 exons. The record is from RefSeq and is a predicted model, not a curated record.